GCAUAUCAAAGGGUCGAAAAAGAUUGGUGUGGUCCUAUAUAUUCAAGAGAGGACUGUAUCAAGAGAAGAGUUAAAGACACAAAUAACAUAAAAGGAGGAAAGCGAUCAAGAUGUAUAGUCGAGGUGAUGAUUCAACAAAACCGAUGAUGAUGAUGAUGAUGUGGUUCUUGGGGAUGUUACUGUUUUACAUGGUGGCCGAGUCAGAUGCUCAACUGUCUGAGAAUUAUUACUCCUCCACAUGCCCUAACGUGGAGAGCAUCGUUCAGCAGGCGGUUGCUACAAAAUUCCAACAAACUCCCACGACGGCUCCGGCAACGCUACGUAUAUUCUUUCACGACUGCUUCGUCGAGGGAUGUGAUGGCUCUGUUUUGAUAGCAUCUGAGAAUGAAGACGCAGAGAAGGACGCGCCGGACAAUAAAUCUCUCGCCGGAGACGGAUUCGACACUGUGAUUAAAGCUAAAGCCGCUGUAGAAGCUCAAUGUCCCGGCGUUGUGUCAUGUGCCGAUAUACUAGCUCUUGCCGCGAGAGACGUCGUCGUGCUCGUUGGAGGGCCAGGGUUUAAGGUGGAGCUAGGGAGACGAGACGGGCUCGUGUCCAAGGCGUCUAGAGUGACCGGGAAGUUACCUGAACCAGGGCUUGACGUGAGAGGUUUAGUCGAGAACUUCGCUCGUAACGGGCUUUCACUUACCGACAUGAUUGCUCUCUCAGGGGCACACACGAUUGGAUUCUCUCACUGCAACCGUUUCGCCAACCGUCUCUACAACUUCUCGACGUUCAUGCCUGUGGAUCCUACGCUUGACCCGGCCUACGCACAACAGCUGAUGAGUUCCUGCCCUCGUAGUGGCGGGAACCCAGCCCAAGUUGUAGAAAUUGACCUAACCACCGGACGUGUCUUCGACAAUUUAUACUACCAGAACCUAGUGGCUAGGAAAGGCCUUUUCACCUCCGAUCAAGUUCUGUUUGACGAUCUCUCGACUCAGUCCAUAGUGAUGAGGUUUGCUAACAACGCCGGAGAAUUCUACGCCGCUUUUAUAUCUGCUAUGAGGAAUCUUGGCCGCGUUGGGGUUAAAGUUGGGAACCAAGGAGAGAUUCGAAGGGAUUGCUCUGCUUUCAACUAGCUUUUUACCGACCGGAUGUUUAAUACAUAAAACAUUUAAGGCCUCAAGGUUUUGAUUUAAGCUUUGCUAUAUUAAAAUGUAAUCAUAAUCCACAAUAUGGAACUUAUUAAAAUUGUAGUGGUUGAGCUAUUUGUCAGGAUUACUCAGAUCCCAAACAUUAUUUGAAAACAAUUUAUUUCA
This is a messenger RNA of Capsella rubella, 1298 nucleotides long. RefSeq names its product peroxidase 55. Lineage: Eukaryota; Viridiplantae; Streptophyta; Magnoliopsida; Brassicales; Brassicaceae. Bases 111 to 1118 code for a protein of 335 amino acids. Gene Ontology annotation, biological process: response to oxidative stress; hydrogen peroxide catabolic process. Gene Ontology annotation, molecular function: peroxidase activity; heme binding. The record is from RefSeq and is a predicted model, not a curated record. The transcript has 3 exons.